Gekko japonicus is the source of this 4491-nucleotide messenger RNA. Its product is annotated as zinc finger RNA-binding protein 2-like. Gene Ontology annotation, cellular component: precatalytic spliceosome. The coding region runs from base 126 to 3188 and encodes 1020 amino acids. The record is from RefSeq and is a predicted model, not a curated record. NCBI's taxonomy places the organism in Eukaryota, Metazoa, Chordata, Lepidosauria, Squamata, Gekkonidae. The transcript has 19 exons. Gene Ontology annotation, molecular function: zinc ion binding; single-stranded RNA binding; double-stranded RNA binding.
GUGCGUGUCGCGUGCGUCCUGCAGUUUCCCGGCCUCCCCCGCGCGCGCGGUCCCUCCUUCGCUCGACCCCUUCCUCCCCCCGGCCCCCCCCCUCUCCCAGCCGGUCUCCCUGUGAAGACGCCAAAAUGGCGGCCAGUAACUACUACGGGUUUGCAGCCGGCGCCGUCGCCGGCCCUCAAUACAGUGCCCAGCCUGCUCCAGCUUAUACCCACCCGCCCACCGUAGCGAGCUACACAGUCCAGCAGACACCAGGAGUGGACCACACCGUGGCGCCCACCUAUGCUCCAGCUGUGCAGGCUGCCAGGCCCAUGGCUUCAGCAGCAUACGGAGGCUAUCAGGCCCACGCCACACAGGACUAUGGCUAUGGGGCACGGCAGCCAGAGCCCGCCCCUCAGCCUGCUGCAGCACAGAACUAUCAGCAGGAUGGCUACGGAUACGGCCGUUCCCCGUCCGCCAGCAGCUACGAGACCAAACCCUACUACCCGGCGGUGGUCACACAGUCCCAGCAUCCAGCCACAGACUCAUACUACCACUCAAACUCCCAGAGCACCUACAGCCAGCCUACCGCAAUGUACGGCCAAAGCCAGCCCCAGAGGCAAGUGACCCCCAUCAAGCCGGUGCAGACUGUGAACGCGCCAUCGUCCGCCUACAGCACAUACCCAGCGGCAACGACGGGCCAGCAGAACGCCUCCGCCGCCUCCAUCCAGUCAUACACCCCUUCCUCCUCCUCGUACAACUCUUCCUCAUACAACUCCUCUCCUGUGUCUUACUCUGGGUCAAACUACUCCACCUACGAUGCAGCUGCUGGGUACACGGCGGCCAACACUUCUUACUACCAGCCCGCCCAGCAGCCUCUCGUGCAGCCCUUGCAACAGCCGCCGCCGCCGACGCAGCAGCAGCCUCCUCCGACGCAGCCGCCGAAGCCUAUGCAGGGCUCUCUGUGGAGUGGUGGUGGCGGCGGUGGCAACUCUGCCCCAAGCGGCGGCUACAACAAGAAGCCGCCAUUUCCACCCAGACUGCUGAAGCUGAAAGGGCCUCCCAAACAGCCUCAGCUUCACUACUGUGAGAUAUGCAAGAUCAGCUGUGCCGGCCCCCAGACCUAUCGGGAGCAUUUAGAAGGGCAAAAGCACAAAAAGAAGGAGGUGGCGUUGAAGACGGGGAACCAGGCCGGCGGUGGCCCUCGUGGGGUCCAGACCCAACUCUAUUGUGAGCUCUGUGACGUGUCUUGCACCGGAGCAGACGCUUACGCGGCCCACAUCCGAGGAGCCAAGCACCAGAAGGUGGUCAAGCUGCACACAAAACUGGGGAAGCCCAUCCCUUCUAUCGAGCCCGUGGUGAGCAACUCCUCGUCGGGUCCAGCCAACGGCUCAGCCAGCAAGCCAGCUCUCCAUGCCGCCGCGCCGGCCAAACAAGCUCCAGGGAUAACGAACAGCACAGUUGGCUCGAACAAGGCGACGCCAGCAAAGAAACCCGUCGUUGCAACCAAGUCGACAUUUACAGGAGUCAGCAAGCCGCUGGCGACUGGUGCGAAACAGGAGGUGACAGCAAAAGGGGCCUCUCCCAAAGCGGGGCUCCCAGCAGAACAGCCGUCACUCGACGGGGACAGUCCGGGAGAACCGCUCGAUGUGCAUCCUGUCGGUUAUGACUACGUGGAAGAGGUACACAACGAAGAAGGGAAGAUGAUCCGUUUCCAUUGCAAGCUCUGCGAGUGCAGCUUCAAUGAUCCCAAUGCCAAGGACAUGCACCUGAAGGGGCGGCGGCACAGGAUCCAGUACAAGAAGAAGGUCAACCCUGACCUCCCUGUGGAGAUCAAGCCCAGCAACCGUCUCCGGAAGCUGCACGAGGAGAAGCUGCUGAAGAAGCAGCAGCUGAAAGCCCUGGUGAAGAGGCGCCGAGAGGAGGAGCAGCGCUGGCACCUGGAGAUGAGGCGCUACGAAGAGGAGAUGUACUGGCGGAGAGUGGAGGAAGAGCAGCUGUACUGGGAGGAGCAGCAGCGGCGGCGCCUGGCUGCGGACUGGCGCCCCCCACCCCUCAUGGGCAGGCCUGGGGUGCCGGUGCCCCCUCUCUUGCCCACCCGGCGGCCAGACUCUUCUGACGACCGGCACAUCAUGACGAAGCACUCCAGCAUCUACCCAACGGAGGAAGAGCUGCAGGCCAUUCAGACAGUGGUGUCGCACUCUGAGCGUGCCCUGAGGCUUGUCUCCGAUUGGCUGACGGAACAAGAAUCCGGGAAAGAGGAAGGGACUAAAGAACCGGGGAAGACCGAAGGCCUGCCCCGGGUGCUGAAAGGGGUCAUGAGAGUAGGCAUCUUGGCAAAAGGGCUGCUCCUCCGCGGGGACAGGAACGUGCACCUCAUCCUGCUGUCGGCCCGGAAGCCGACUCUGACCCUCUUCCAGAGCAUUGCUGAGCAGCUGCCUGAACAGCUGGGGAAGGUGACCAAGGACAGUUACGAAGUCGUCUCCGACGUGAAGGAAGCCAGUAUCACCAUCGCCUCUUCCAAGGACCCCAAAAUGCAAGUGACGGUGUCGCUCACUUCUCCUCUGGUGAGAGAAGACGCUCCUGCUUCUGACCCUGAGCCUGAGCCUGACCCUGCGGACCCAGAGGCGUCAUCGGAACCUCCGCUCGAGUCGUCUGAUUUUUUGGACAAGCAGAAAUGCCUGGAGUCACUGGCCGCUCUCCGCCAUGCUAAAUGGUUCCAGGCCCGAGCGAACGGUCUGCAGUCGUGCGUGAUCAUCAUCAGGGUGUUGCGGGACCUGUGCCAGCGCGUGCCGACAUGGGGCGCUCUUCCAGAUUGGGCCAUGGAGCUUCUGGUCGAAAGGGCCCUGAGCAGCGCCACGGGGCCACUGGGUCCCGGCGAGGCCAUACGGCGCGUCCUCGAGUGCAUCGCCGCCGGAAUGCUUCUGUCAGAUGGCCCUGGGCUCCAGGACCCCUGUGAGAAGGAGGCGGCGGACGUCUUGCAGAGCAUGAGCCGGCAGGAUCGGGAGGACAUCACGGCCAGCAGCCAGCAUGCCCUGAGGAUGCUGGCUUUCCGUCAGAUCCACAAAGUGCUCGGCAUGGAGCCCUUGCCGUCGCCCAAAAGCAGGCCCGGCGUGCACAGCCGGAAAAGGCGACUGGACACGGACGAGGAGAUGGCGGGCGACGGGGACGGGAAGAAGGACAAGAAAGAGGACGAGACAAUGUUGACCUGACUUUAUAUAUAUAUAUAAAUAUAUAUGAAAAUAUAUUAUGUUGCUGUUUAGUCUAAAAUUUGGUAAUUGAGUGUUUUUUCUCCUCCUUCCCCCAACCCUUUGGAACGGACAUACUGUAGAUCUUGUUUUACUGUGCUUGAAUCAUUAAAGGGAUUCCAUCACGCCACAAGAGUAAGGUUGCUUCUGCAACAGCACCCCCCCGAUCCCCCACACACACCGCAAGGAUGUCCUCCCCACGACGACCUGUUUGGCAUCCUUUAAGGAAAUGGCUCACCCCGCUGGUAUCACCCCCGAGCUUUAGAAAAAUCUUGCGGUUCUGAAAGGAACGUUGCUGCGUGCUUUUAUGCGAGCAGACCUGAGUCGGCCGGGAUUCCUCAGUGGAAUUCAGGCAGAAGUAGCAAUUUUAAAGAACCACGUGGGGCUUCCGCUGGGAGGGGUGACCCCCGUCUCAGUCUGCCCCCCCCCUUCUGUGUAUCCUACGGUUGUUACUUGGUAUGUUCUCUCCCCACCCACCCGUGCAGCUGGGAAGGCAUUGGGUGUAGUGAUACAAAGAGAGAAUGACAUUAGUGUGUGUGUGUGGGGGGGGAAGAAUCAUCAUACGUCAGUUUACAGCAGGCAAACGCUUCAGCACCCACGGGGCAGAGAGAAAUCUGCUGGUUUUCUUCUCCCUUGGGGGGGGGGGGGUGCAGCCUGCCCCCAGGCUCUUGAAACAGGACAGGGUCCUUUUCGGUGGGGGGGGAGAACAGCAUUCGAGGCGACAAGCCCAACGGUCGGCUGUCCGGAGGAAUGGGGAUGGAGACCAGAGUGGGCCCCAACGCUUCUCCCAACGGGUGGCCGUUUGCACCUCCCAGACCAGGCAUGUGUUACCUCGAGUGCCUUGCAAAGAGAAGGCAAGGCCCAAAGCUGCACCGAGGACGUGCUUAAGCUGCACUUCGCAACCCAGUGACCUGUUGGUGCGACUUUCCGCCUCUUGCCUUUUUGUAAACUUAACAGCCAUAGCGGGUUCCGAUCCCGCAGCGCCUCGUGGCACCUUUCCUCUGGCGUAAAAAGCUGCCCCUUAUGCAUCUGCAGGAUCCAACCCCUCGAACUGCACAAAGGACAGGUACUGAAUGACGUCCUCUUUUGUAAUCUCGUGGACAUGGCGAAAGGGGGAGCUCUCUUGGAGGGGAGGGGAACGCCGUCCAGCCCGUUGGAGCAAACAUUUCUCCUCUGUGGAGGCUUUUCCUACAAUGACUGUGGUGUUUUGUUAAAAGAAGAUUUUCAACUUGUCUCCCGCAGUAGAGUCUGGAUUUAUUUUUUAAUC